Messenger RNA from Esox lucius (northern pike), 3915 nucleotides. Its product is annotated as NLR family CARD domain-containing protein 3-like. The record is from RefSeq and is a predicted model, not a curated record. The transcript has 11 exons. Bases 129 to 3389 code for a protein of 1086 amino acids. Gene Ontology annotation, molecular function: protein binding. Lineage: Eukaryota; Metazoa; Chordata; Actinopteri; Esociformes; Esocidae.
UCUUGAGGCUUGUUUUAGGACGUCCAUGGAAACCCGCCGUUUGGAAAGUGAAACUUCAUAUCCUCUCUAUACAAUCGAGACACAUCUUCGUUCGAGGUGGGAGAGAGGAAGGCACCACUGCCUCUAAAAUGAGUCUUUCGGGUAACAGAGAAAAGGGUGUAGGUCUCUCUGGAGAACCUGACCUUGCCAAUGCAACAGAAAGACCAAUCCAGCAGGAGAGACCAGACUCCUCUGUACCCAGCUGUCUGUCAAUGAAGAGUCACCAGUCUAUGGGGCAUCCAAUAGAGUUCCAGAGAGGAGCUGUCUCAACAGAACACAGAGACCAACAGGAGCGAUCAGAAUCAGAGAUUUCCAGUGGGACGCUUAUUCAGGGGAGCCACACAGACCUACAUUCCAUAUUUGAGUUGGUUGAAGAUAAAGUCAUCUCUACAGUAAGACGGGAGCUGAAGAAGUUCAAGACGUUUCUGUGUCCAGAUCUCCCAGAAGGCUUUAAGAGUCAGAGAGAAGAUGAUAACAAGGUGGAAGCUGAAGCUGAGGAGCAGGAAAGCAGUGUCAGAGAGGGGGCUCUAAGGAUAACAUUGUACGUUUUAAGGAGCAUGAACCAGAAGGCUCUAGCGGACACACUAGAGAACUAUCUUCUAGGCGAGCUUGCUGUGUGUGAAGAUAAACUGAAAUACAAUCUAAAGAAGAAGUGUGAACAAGUCUUUGAGGGCAUAGCAAACCAAGGUAACCCAACCCUUCUCAACAAGAUCUACACAGAGCUUUACAUCACAGAUGGUGGAUUUGGAGAGGUCAACAAUGAACAUGAGGUGAGACAGAUUGAGACAGUGGCCAAGAGACCAGCAACCCAAGAAAUAGCAAUCAAAUGCAAUGAUAUCUUUGAACCCUUACCUGGCCAAGACAAACACAUCAGAACUGUACUGACUAUGGGAGUUGCUGGCAUUGGAAAAACAAUCUCUGUGCAGAAGUUUAUCCUGGACUGGGCUGAAGGAAGAGCUAAUCACAAAAUUCAAUUAAUCUUUCCUCUACCGUUUCGGGAGCUGAAUCUGAUGAGAAGAAAGAAUUACAGCUUAAUUGAACUUCUUCAUCAUUUUUUCAUGGAAACUAAAGAAUCAGGAAUUUCCAGCUUUGACAUGUACAAUGUUUUGUUUGCUUUUGAUGGUCUUGACGAGUGCAGACUUCCUCUAGACUUCAAGAACAACGAGAGCUGUUGUGAUGUCACAAAGUCAACCUCAGUGGAUGUGCUGCUCACAAACCUCAUCAAGGGGAACCUGCUUCCCUCUGCUCUCCUCUGGAUAACCUCCAGACCUGCAGCAGCCAAUCAGAUCCCUCCCGAGUGUGUUGACCAGGUGACAGAGGUGCGGGGGUUUAAUGACCCACAGAAGGAGGAGUAUUUCAGAAAAAGAAUCAGUGAUGAGAUCCUUGCCUGCAAAAUCAUCACACACAUAAAGAUGUCAAGGAGCCUCUACAUCAUGUGCCACAUUCCAGUCUUCUGUUGGAUUUCAGCCACAGUUCUAGAGAGUCUGUUGGGUACAGCAGAAAAGGGGGAGAUGCCCAAGACUCUAACUCAAAUGUAUAAAUACUUUCUGAAGUGCAACUUACUGCGCAAAACACAGAAAUAUUCAAGGGGACAAGAGACAGUGGAGACUGAUUCAGAGGUAAAAACGUAUGCCGGUAUGAUUCUAAAACUGGGAAAACUAGCCUUUCAACAACUGGUGAACGGCAAUCUAAUAUUCUAUGAGGGAGACUUGAGGGAGUGUGACAUUGAUGUCAAAGAAGCCUCGGUGUACUCAGGAGUUUGCACACAGAUCUUCAGAGAGGAGUGUGGGCUGUACCAGGAGAAGGUGUACUGCUUUGUUCAUCUGAGCAUCCAGGAGUUUCUGGCUGCUAUGUAUGUAUAUGUCACAUUUAGGAAUGACAAUGAAAAUCUAAUGGCCAAACCAAAAGCCACCGCCAGAAAACUCCCAAUAUCCGAAGAAACCCCAUUAACCGUCCUCCAUAAGAGUGCUGUGGACAAGACCUUACAGAGUGAGAAUGGACACCUGGACCUCUUCCUCCGCUUCCUUCUGGGUCUCUCACUGGAAACCAAUGACACUCUCUUACUAGACCUAUUGGGAAAGCCAGAAAGCAACUCUGAGACAAUGGAGGAAACAGUCAGCUACAUUAAGGAGAAGAUCAGGGAGAAUCUCUCUCCAGAGAGGUGUAUUAAUCUGUUCCACUGUCUGAAUGAGCUGAAUGACCAUUCUCUAGUUGAGGAGAUCCAAAGCUACCUGAGUUCAGGAAACCUUUCUGAAACAGAACUGUCCCCUGCACAGUGGUCAGCUCUGGUCUUUUUGUUGUUGACAUCAGAAGAGGAGCUGGAGGUGUUUGACCUGAGGAAAUACUCCAAAACAGAAGAAGGUCUUUUGAGGCUGCUGCCAGUGAUCAAAGCUUCCAGUACUGCUCUGUUGAAUGGGUGCAACCUGACAGAGCGAUGCUGUGAACCACUAGCCUCCAUUCUCAGCUCGAGCUCUUCACAGCUGAGAGUGCUUGACUUGGCCGACAACAACCUGAAGGAUUCAGGAGUGAACAUGCUCUCUGCUGGACUGGAGAGUCCAAACUGUAAACUACAGAAACUGAGGUUGUCAUUCUGUGUGAUCACAGAGGAAGGCUGUGCUUCGCUGUGUUCAUCUCUGAGGUCAAAUCCCUCCCAUCUGAGAGAGCUCGACUUGAGCUACAAUCACCCAGGGGACCGCGGAGUGAAACUACUCUCUGCUUUACGAGCGGAUCCACACUGCAGACUGAAGAAACUCUGUGUGGACCAUAAUGAAGAAUGUUAUUUAAAAUCUGCACUUAAGAAAUAUGCCUGUGAGUUGACCCUGGAUCCCAACACAGCCCAUAAUGAUAUGACUCUGUCUGAGGAAAAUAGGAAAGUCACACGGUUAGAAGAUGAACAGUCUUAUCCUUAUCACCCAGAGAGGUUUCUUUUCUGGAAACAAGUGCUGAGCAGAGAGAAUCUGACUGGGCGCUGUUACUGGGAGAUGGAGUGGAUUGGCCUCGAGGCUCAUAUAGGAUUGACCUACCAUGGACUUGACAGACACGGACGGGGUGAUGAGAGUGGCCUGGGAUACAAUGACAAGUCCUGGGCUCUCAGCUGUUAUAAAAACUACUUUACUACCAGGCAUGAUAAGACUCCCACCACCAUUCCUAUUCCCCCUUCCAGCACCAACAGAGUAGGAGUGUAUCUGGACUGGCCGGCCGGCACCCUGUCCUUCUACACAGUCUCUUCUGACACAUUGACCCACCUGCAUACAUUCCACACCAAAUUCACUGAGCCCCUCUAUCUAGGAAUUCGGCUUUGGUGUCACGAAUCUGCAGUAUCCCUGUGCACGGUACACUGUAAAACGUAAAUGCCUAACCCAUUAAAAGAUUUGAAUAAUGACUAAACAAACUUCCAAGGUCAGUAGAACUCGUAUCAUAAAAGUGGCCCUGACAAAUAUGUCAGUAAUAUUUCACAUAAUUUAAUGUUUUUGAAUGAAGUUCAAAAAUAUUAGGUUAUUGUGUAAAUGUAACUAUGUAUUUGUAUUCUGCUAAUAUGAAAUUUGUUUUUAAUUUAUAAGUUAUUAUUUAAUAUUUAAUUUAUAGAUUUAUCUAACAUUUAAUAAAUGACCUAUUCUUACUUGAUAUUUUGUUUUUUACUUAUUCUCGUUAAGUAAUAGUCAGACAUGUUGAUAUUUGAGUAAAAUACACUUGAUUUAUCUGUGUUUUACUUUAUAAUUAUUAAGAGUACUUACACUAAUGAGCCAAAACAUUAUGACCACUUACAAGGUGAAGCAAAUAAUGUUGAUUAUCUCCUAACGAGGGCACAUGUCAAGGUCUGGGUAGAUUAGAUGCAAAGCGAACAAUCAGUUCUCAUAGUAAGGAUGCAGGAUGCAG